AUGCUUAACACCAUCUUUUCUUUGCAAGCUUUUAGAAAUCUGGAUACAAAUGCCAUGAUCUUAGCAUACGACUAUGCGCUGUAAUACAUUAAUGAGCUCUAAAAUUAAAUUGAACAAUUAGAGAAAAGCGCAAUAGAUAUAAUUGUAGAAAAAGAUUAAAUUAUAGAACAAUUAGAAUUAGAAUUAUAACACUCUUCAAGAAGAACAAGUUUUCAUAAUUAAGAAGAAGUUACUUAAUACAAGAAUCAUAUUUAAGAAUUAUAAACCAGAUUGGAACAUCUUCAAACCAAACAUUAUGAAUAAUUGUAAGAAUAAGAAAAAGUGUGGAACUAAUAUUUAUUAGAUCAAAUUGCAUAGAAUGAAUUCUCAGUCGAUUAAAAAUUGAAGAGUCAUUUAGAAUAAAUUUUUAUUUUAGAAGAUAAAAUAAAUAAACUAGAAAAUGAAUUAGAUAUUAAGGAAAAUAUGCAGAUAUCAUUGAUUAACUAAAAUAAAAUGUUUAAAGAAAGCAAUGCCAAGUUGGAAGAAGUUCAAAUUACCUAAAAUAGAUAAUUACUAAGAUUACAAAUCGAACUAGAACAAUGGCAAUCAAAUAAUUCUAAAGAGAAAAACCAAUACUUAGAACAAAUCAAUUCUGCAAAUUAAGAAUUAUAGGAAUUACAAUCACAGACUUCAGCUUUUAAAAUACAAAAUCAAAAAUUAAACAAUCAAAAUAAGAUCUACACUAAUACGAUUGGUGAGUUGAUGGUCAAAAAAGCAGAGUUAGAAUUACUAAUCUAAUCUUAGAAAAAUGAGAAAUAGGAAUCAAAUGGGAAUAGUAAAACUGGAGCCUUUUCUUCUAUUGAUCAAUAAGGAGAUAAUCAUCAAAUUAGAGAGGACAUUAACACAACAGCCUUUGAUAUUAAUGAAGAUACUGCAGACAUAAAAUAAGAAUUAGCAUCCUUUUAAUUUGAUGAGAAUAAUGUUAAUUUUAAUCAUCUCAAAAAAAGCUAUUCUAAUUAUUCAUUCCAUUCAGAAAAGAAGGAUAAUAUUGAUUUAGACAUACAUCUAAAAAAUUCAAUUAAAACAAUCAAAUAAUUAAAUGCUUAAGUCUAAUUACUCACCUAACAAAUCAGAGUAUUGAAAAGGUAGAAUGCGAACUAAAUAAAUGCGAAAGAAUAUUUAAACAUCAUGGAAUAGAACUACUCAAAUUCAGUCUAAUUAAAAUAAUAACAAAUCAAGACAUUAGAAGAGAAAUUGACUGUACAGAAUUAAGAAAUAUUACAAUUAAAAUAAAAAGUUAAGUAAUAUACUUAAAAACUCAUUAAAUAUAAUAAGAGAUUAACCAGCAUUCAAAGCAAAUGA
Paramecium tetraurelia is the source of this 1341-nucleotide messenger RNA. RefSeq lists its product as uncharacterized. The record is from RefSeq and is a predicted model, not a curated record. NCBI's taxonomy places the organism in Eukaryota, Ciliophora, Oligohymenophorea, Peniculida, Parameciidae. The transcript has 4 exons.